UAGUGUCAUCGUUCAGCUUUAAUUCCUGAGGCUGGACUCACUUGUGAAAGAACAACUACGUGUCUGGAAUUGACUAAACUCUGGAGAUCAGAUUCAGAGCAGAUGAUUGAAUCCAGACACUUACAUAACUCUCUCCCAGCGAUUCCAUGAUGUCUUCACACCUUGCCUGGUUGUCAGAGGAUCGGUUCCAGUGUUCCCUGUGUGAGAAGGUCUUCAGCGACCCAGUCACGACACCCUGUGGUCACAACUUCUGUAAGACCUGCCUCAGCGAGCACUGGGACGGCAGCGAGCUGUGCCACUGCCCAACGUGUAGUAAGAGAUUCCACGUGAGGCCCGAGGUCUCCACGAACACGGUCAUCCAGGAGAUCUCCGUCCAAGUGAAGAGGAGAAAAGUGGAGACCACUGAGAGCAUCGGUGAGCCUUCUCACGUCCAGUGUGAUGUGUGCACAGAGCUGAAGCUCCAGGCCCAGAGGUCGUGCCUGGUGUGUCUGACGUCUUACUGUGUGGUCCACCUGGAGCCUCACCUGAGAGUUCCCUCUCUGAUGAGACACAGGCUGGUGGACCCGCUGGAGAACCUGGAGGAGAGGAUGUGCAAGAAGCACGAGAGGAUCCUGGAGCUCUUCUGCCGACACGAGGAUACGUUCAUCUGUCUGCUGUGCAAGGAGACGGAGCACAAAGAGCACGAGACUGUUCCGCUGGAGGAGGAAGGGGCUCGGCAGAAACAAAAUAUUGAGUCCAAAAAAGCAGAGAUGAGAAAGAUGAUUGAGGAAAGAGUGGAAAAGACAAAGGAAUUCACAGAUUCCUCUGAAAUGAGCAGAGAGAAAGCUCACAAAGAGAUGGACCGCAGCGAUCAGCUCUUCAGUAAUUUGAUCAGUCAAGUUCAAAGGCUGCAAACAAAACUAAAAUCGAACAUAGAAGCAAAACUCACAAAAUCUCAAGCGAGAGACAAAGCAGUGAUUGAAGAGCUGCACACGGAAAUCACCGAGCUGCAGAGGAGGCAGGAGGAGCUGGAGGAGCUUUCACACAAAGACGACUCCUUCCAGCUGCUGCAGACUUUGAAAUCCCUGAGCGACGUGUCGGACAUGAAGAACUGGUCAAACCUCCGGGUUUACUCGGACCUGUGUGUGCAGACCCUGAGGAGAGCCAUGUCCCAGCUCCUGCUCACGUUUCAAGCUGAACUGAGAGCUCUGACGAAAACAGAACUGAACAGAAUGAGACAAUAUAAAGAGUAUGUGUUGUUUGACGGAGCCACAGCUGGAGACGGCCUCAUGGUGACCGAAGAGGGGAAACGCCUCAAGUACUUUAAAUCUGCCAGCCCCACCUGGUUUGAAGGCUCUGGGAGGUUCAACCAUCCCGCGGUGUUUGGGACCAGGGGCUUCAGCUCUGGACGACACUACUGGGAAGUCCAGGUGGGACGUAGAAACGACUGGGAUGUGGGUGUGGCCAAGAAAACGAUAACCAGAACAUUGAGGGUCCCUCAGAACACAGGGAAUGGAUUCUUCACCAUUGGAAAGAGGCGCUCUGAUUAUCAAGUCCACCGUUCACCCUUCAAAGAACUGCACCUGUGUCCCCGGCCGAGGAAAGUCGGCAUCUACCUGGACUAUGAGGAAGGACGAGUCUCUUUCUAUGAUGUGGAUGAAGAGUUUCACAUUUACUCUUUCACGAGAGAGACUUUCACAGAGACACUGGUCCCAUACUUCUACCUGUGCAGCUGGACGAAGAAAUCCGAGCCCUUGGUCAUAACUUACAUCUUCGAUGAAGCGAUUGUGCGUCAGUACUUUGAAAAGUUAAAGAAGACCAGAGAAGUAAAAGAGUCGUUAGAAGGUCAAAAGCUCCAAACCCCACCGAGGUCCACUGAGGUCAAACCCCCUGAAACCCACUGCGGUCCAGAUCUGUGUGUUACUGCAGUGGAAUAGAUUGUUCACGCUCCUCCUCCUCCUCCUCCUCCUCCUCCUCCUCCUGCUGCUGCUGCACAACGACAAAAACAAGCUACCAGCAGGAAUAACUUCUAACUUUCUAUAACAGACUUCAUCAACUGUUGAUAAAAUAGCUAAUUGAGCUAGUGGUAGCUUCCUCCUGGGCUGGUUGAACAGGUCUCAUUACAUUUUUGUCUUUCUUUAUUAAAGGCCAAUAGGUUUGGUUGUGGUUGUGUUUUCUUUUUAUUAAUCAUCAUUGUACUAAAGUCUAAAUAUAUCAGCUCAUAUGAGAUUCUCUUUCUACCACCUCUCAGAAUCAGAACCUCAAACAUUCAUCAUUCUGCCGUCAAAAUGUGACAAAUCUUUGUUUUUAAUGUUUCAAUGAACAAUUAACUUCUCACUGAAAUA
Platichthys flesus (European flounder) is the source of this 2324-nucleotide messenger RNA. Its product is annotated as tripartite motif-containing protein 60-like. The record is from RefSeq and is a predicted model, not a curated record. The transcript is spliced from 7 exons. Gene Ontology annotation, molecular function: protein binding; zinc ion binding. The coding region runs from base 147 to 1916 and encodes 589 amino acids. NCBI's taxonomy places the organism in Eukaryota, Metazoa, Chordata, Actinopteri, Pleuronectiformes, Pleuronectidae.